AUGAGAUUUGGACAAUUCAAGUCCAGCUCUACAUCCGCUCUUUCUCCCUCUAAGCAAACGCACACAUUCAUACACUUCCUCUCUCUAGAAGCUCUCGGUUUAGGGUUUUCGCAGGCGCCGCUUUAGGAUUUAUUCGAUCGCGGGGAGAAUUCUUUCGUCACUUGCUCUCGCUCCUCAGCUUCUUUCCCCAGGUGCCUAAUCAUGGUAAUUUGGUCUACAUGUUGAUAUUGGCAGAGAGAAUAUAUCUAUGGAUGUCACGGAGGUCCUUUUAAGUGCCCAAGUCGUUGAUUCAACAAUAAGGAAGCAUGCGGAAGAAACUUUAAAGCAGUUUCAGGAGCAAAAUUUUCCUGGUUUCUUGAUAUCCCUUUCCGGGGAGCUUGCUAAUGAGGAGAAGCCUGUUGAAAGCCGUAAACUAGCGGGUUUGAUUCUUAAAAAUCGUUUGGAUGCCAAGGAACAGCACAGAAAGUAUGAGCUUGUGCAAAGAUGGUUAUCACUAGAUGUUGCUGUGAAGAGCCAGAUCAAGGCAUGCUUGUUACAGACGCUUUCCUCUGCUUCACCUGAUGCUAGGUCAACUGCAUCACAAGUCAUUGCAAAGGUUGCAGGCAUUGAACUGCCACAGAAGCAGUGGCCGGAGCUCAUAGGUUCCCUCCUGUCUAACGUUCACCAGGUCCCACCUCAUGUUAAGCAAGCUACCCUUGAAACACUGGGUUACUUGUGUGAAGAAGUUGUUCCAGAAGUUGUUGACCAGGAUCAAGUGAAUAAGAUACUUACGGCUGUGGUUCAAGGCAUGAAUGCUAAUGAAGGUAAUAUAGAAGUUCGGCUUGCCGCCACCCGAGCCUUGUAUAAUGCCCUUGGAUUUGCCCAGGCUAACUUUUCCAAUGAUAUGGAGCGUGACUACAUAAUGAGAGUUGUUUGUGAGGCCACACUCUCACCAGAGGUUAAAAUUCGGCAGGCUGCAUUUGAGUGUUUGGUCUCAAUUGGCUCAACAUAUUAUGACAAAUUAGCUCCAUACAUUCAAGACAUUUUCAACAUCACAUCCAAAGCUGUCCGAGAAGAUGAGGAGCCGGUGGCUCUUCAGGCAAUUGAAUUUUGGAGCUCAAUAUGUGAUGAGGAGAUAGAUAUUUUAGAGGAGUAUGGAGGUGAUUUUACAGCAGAUUCUGAUGUUCCUUGCUAUUAUUUUAUCAAGCAGGCCCUACCUGCACUUGUUCCUAUGUUAUUGGAGACACUUCUUAAGCAAGAAGAAGAUCAGGAUCAAGAUGAAGGUGCUUGGAAUCUUGCAAUGGCUGGUGGAACUUGUCUUGGUUUGGUAGCGCGAACAGUUGGGGAUGAUAUUGUACCACUUGUAAUGCCAUUUAUUCAAGAAAAUAUAACAAAAUCUGAUUGGAGGCAGAGAGAAGCUGCCACUUAUGCAUUUGGUUCCAUAUUGGAAGGUCCUUCACCUGACAAAUUAACUCCUAUUGUCAAUGUUGCUCUAAGUUUCAUGCUCACUGCUUUGACUAAUGAUCCAAGCAGCCAUGUAAAGGACACAACAGCUUGGACCCUGGGAAGAAUAUUCGAAUUUCUUCAUGGGUCAACUGUGGAGACUCCCAUUAUUACACCCGCAAAUUGUCAACAGAUUAUCACUGUUCUCCUCCAGAGCAUGACAGAUGCUCCAAAUGUGGCCGAGAAAGCCUGUGGUGCUCUCUAUUUCCUAGCACAAGGUUACGAGGAUGUGGGCUCCACGUCGCCCUUGACGCCUUAUUUCCAACAAAUUGUGCAGUCCCUUAUUGAUGUCACUCGCAGAGAAGAUGCAGGGGAGUCACGGCUUAGAACAGCUGCCUAUGAGACCCUAAAUGAGGUAGUAAGGUCCUCUACUGAUGAAACCGCCCGCUUAGUGGUGGAGCUUGUUCAAGUCAUCAUGGCUGAGCUCCACAGCACUCUUGAGACACAGAAGCUUUCAUCUGAUGAGAGAGAGAAGCAGAAUGAAUUGCAAGGCCUUCUUUGCGGAUGCUUACAGGUUAUCAUCCAGAAAUUGGGGGCAUCGGAGCCCACUAAGUAUGCCUUCAUGCAGUAUGCAGAUCAGGUUAUGACUCUUUUCCUACGGGUUUUUGCAUGUAGAAGUGCGACCGUCCAUGAGGAAGCGAUGCUUGCCAUUGGUGCUCUUGCCUAUGUGGCAGGUCCUAGUUUUGCAAAGUACAUGCCGGACUUUUACAAGUAUCUGGAGAUGGGUCUUCAGAAUUUCGAGGAAUACCAAGUUUGUGCAGUAACUGUUGGGGUUGUGGGGGAUAUCUGCAGGGCAUUGGAGGAUAAGAUUCUGCCUUACUGUGAUGGAAUAAUGACCCUGCUUCUGAAAGACUUGUCAAGCAACCAGUUGCAUCGGUCUGUCAAACCUCCAAUCUUUUCAUGCUUUGGUGACAUAGCACUAGCUAUUGGAGAGAAUUUUGAGAAGUAUUUGAUGUAUGCUAUGCCCAUGCUGCAGAGUGCUGCGGAGUUGUCUGUGCACACAUCAGGUGCUGAUGAUGAAAUGAUAGAAUACACUAAUCUUUUAAGGAAUGGAAUAUUGGAAGCAUAUUCUGGGAUAUUUCAGGGCUUCAAGAACUCUCCUAAAACCCAACUCCUGAUUCCGUAUGCACCUCACAUCCUGCAAUUCCUGGAUAGCAUGUACAUGGAGAAAGAUAUGGAUGAUGUUGUGAUGAAAACUGCUAUAGGCGUCCUUGGAGAUCUAGCGGAUACCCUAGGAAGUAAUGCUGGUGCUCUUAUCCAGCAGUCUCUGUCAAGCAAAGACUUUUUAAAUGAAUGCUUGUCUUCAGAGGACCAUUUGAUCAAAGAAUCUGCUGAGUGGGCGAGGUUGGCCAUUAGUCGAGCCAUAUCUGUUUGAGGUGCAGUUGGUCCAGUCUGUGCAUAUUACUUUACCUGCAUGCAUAUGGUUGUGUCGGGUCAGGGUCCAGUUUGGACAUUAACUCAUGUCAUGUUCACAAACAAAAGAAGCCUUUUUACUUCUUUUGUACUAACUCAUGCAUCAGCAUCAUGGAGUUGGGUUCCUGUCUUUUGCCAUGGGGGGUUUGGGGACAUUUGCAGUGGCAGCUUCUUAGAAAUUUUCUGAAGGACUGAGAAAUUGAUGUGUCAUUUAUGGUGAGCGGGUGCUGAGUCGAAGGUGGUCAUUGAUGUGCUGAAUGGACAAAUCAUGCUGAAUGUGUGAUGCUUGGCUGGUGUUUUUUGACAAGGUGAGCCCCCAUGUCAUCCUGGUGUUGCCUGCUCGUCGGGUAGUAAUGCGGCCCGUACCAGUGCAACAAAUUCGGUUUCCACUAUACUUGAAGCCAGCCAACUCACCAGCUUUUAAUUUUCCUCAUAUUUAAAAUUUUCUUUGUUACUAUACAAUUUUUUUUUCUUUUUAAUAUAAUAUCCAGGUCGGUCUGUGUCAUGCAUUCAUCCAAACAUUCUAUAUUAUCAGAGUCGGGUUUUGCAUAUAAUCUCAUUCAUCACUUGAAUUAGCAUUCACAUGGGGUGCUGCCAUCCUAUUCUAGUUAGCUAGGACAUUUCAUUUGCACUUUCGGUUCUUCAGUUAUCAAAUAGGUGUUUCACAGGCCAUUUACAAUCCUGGAGAACUUGCUUGCUGCUCUUUCCUGCUGUAAAAGUAGAGGUUCCUUUUAUUUAUUUUUUCCCCUUCUCAAUCUUGCUUUUGAAAAUGUAAUCUAUUUUAUUUCAUAGCUCCAAGUGUGGAUGUCAUGAAAUUGCGAUGACAUAGAAAGGAUUGAGAAUGUGAUCGAAGGAUCUAAGGCAUUGUAUUCGUGGUCUUGCCUUGUAGUUUUCAUCUCUCAAGGGAUACAUAAUCUAUAGUUGUAUGGAUUUUUGUAUUUUGGUCUUGUAUCAUGUCUCUACUUUAUACCUUCCUAUUGUAAAGCUUGCUGAUUAGUGGUGGUGAUUGUGGCCCCAAUACACUCUGGUUGGGAGUGUGAAA
Molecule: messenger RNA, 3937 nt
Organism: Sesamum indicum (sesame)
Lineage: Eukaryota; Viridiplantae; Streptophyta; Magnoliopsida; Lamiales; Pedaliaceae
Product: importin subunit beta-1
Biological process (GO): protein import into nucleus
Molecular function (GO): small GTPase binding
Source: RefSeq, a predicted model, not a curated record